GGGAGGCUGCCCGGCCCGGCAGAGGGCCAAAGAAGAGCGGACCAAAGCCAUGUGUGCCACCCGUGGAUCGCCUCGCUAGGACCCGAGGGCGUCACUGACUUCGUAUCGGAAACCCAGAAGUGGUGAAGACCAAGGCAACUGCACAGCUCUCCUGUUCCCCCUCUUGGGGGGGCGGGAGAGAAUAUAUUGAUAGACGAUGGACGCGCUGACCCGGCCGAGUGGGGAUAUUAUGCGGCGGAAUCCACAGCAAGACUACGAGCUCGUCCAGCGAGUGGGGAGCGGCACGUAUGGGGACGUCUAUAAGGCCAGAAAUGUGCAUACCGGGGAGCUGGCUGCAGUAAAAAUUAUCAAGCUAGAACCAGGAGAUGACUUCUCAUUGAUACAGCAAGAAAUCUAUAUGGUUAAGGAAUGCAAACACUGUAACAUUGUAGCGUACUUUGGAAGCUAUCUCAGCCGCGAGAAGCUGUGGAUUUGCAUGGAGUACUGUGGAGGAGGGUCCCUUCAAGACAUAUACCAUGUAACGGGGCCGCUGUCAGAGUUGCAGAUUGCGUACGUUUGCAGGGAGACGUUGCAGGGGCUUGCUUAUUUGCACAUGAAAGGCAAAAUGCAUCGGGAUAUUAAGGGUGCAAAUAUUCUGCUGACAGACCAUGGCGACAUCAAGUUAGCUGAUUUCGGCGUAGCGGCAAAAAUCACGGCCACCAUUGCAAAGAGGAAGUCGUUUAUUGGCACCCCUUACUGGAUGGCCCCGGAAGUCGCUGCCGUCGAGAAGAAUGGCGGCUACAACCAACUCUGUGACAUCUGGGCUGUGGGCAUAACGGCCAUCGAGCUGGGAGAGCUGCAGCCGCCCAUGUUUGAACUCCACCCCAUGAGGGCCCUCUUCCUCAUGUCCAAAAGCAACUUCCAGCCUCCAAAGCUAAAGGAAAAGAUGAAGUGGUCGUCAACAUUCCAUACUUUUGUCAAAGUAGCCCUCACAAAAAAUCCAAAGAAGAGGCCGACAGCAGAAAGACUUCUUACACAUACCUUUGUCGGGCAGCCUGGUCUUUCCCGUUCUCUGGCCGUUGAACUACUGGACAAAGUGAACAAUCCUGACAACCACGCCCACUACAGCGAGGCGGACGAUGACGAUUUUGAGCCUCACCCUGUUAUUCGCCACACCAUUCGCUCUACCAACCGGAACGUUAGAGCAGAAAGGACGGCAUCUGAAAUAAACUUCGACAAGUUGCAGUUUGAACCACCUUUAAGGAAAGAGACGGAAGCCCGGGAUGAAAUGGUGGUGGCAGGAGGCGCACACUUCGCGUCGCACUGGAGUCCCUUUGUUGAUGGCGGAGGUUGUGCCAAGGGACUUCUUACCAAAUUUGGCGACGGCCACGAAGACGCUGAGGAAUCAACGCUGAAACGGGCCGGACCCCCUCCUCUACCUCCAAAGCCUCGGCUCAGCAUUUACCAGGAGGAAAGCCUCGCGGACGAUGAGAAGUCCCAGACGAUCAAGUACUGCCCGGACCCUCACGGCCAGGCCACGCCGGCUCACAGGAGGCAAAGCAUUCCGGUGUGCGGGCCGCAGGCCGAGCUGCCCUCCGCCGGCAUGACCAGCAGUAUCAGCAGCCCGGGCUUGCUCACAGCCCGAUACAGCGACCUGGGCAACGGCGACAGCGUGCCAAAACUCCUCGAGGAAAUUGCCGAUGGGUCAGGCCACGUGCCACAGCUGCCACGGAAAAAGGACAAACGGGAAUUUCCGAGGCCAGCAAUUAAUGGCCUGCCUCCAACGCCAAAGGUGCUGAUGGGAGCCUGCUUCUCCAAAGUGUUUGACGGCUGCCCGUUGAAGAUCAACUGUGCCACGUCGUGGAUACACCCGGACACGAAAGAUCAGUACAUUAUCUUUGGGACCGAAGACGGCAUUUACACGCUGAACCUCAACGAGCUGCAUGAAGCCACCAUGGAGCAGCUCUUUCCGCGAAGAUGCACGUGGCUCUACGUGAUCAACAAUACCUUAAUGUCGCUCUCAGGGAAAACAUUCCAGCUCUACUCCCAUAACCUCAUAGCUUUGUUUGAACAAGCCAAAAAAACGGGGCUGGCUGCUCAUAUUCAGACCCACCGAUUCCCGGAUAAAAUAUUGCCAAGGAAAUUUGCCUUAACGACAAAGAUCCCAGAUACAAAAGGGUGCCAUAAAUGCUGUAUAGUAAGAAACCCCUACACAGGCCAUAAAUACCUCUGUGGAGCGUUACAGUUGGGGAUUGUUUUGCUUCAGUGGUAUGAACCGAUGCAGAAAUUCAUGUUAAUAAAGCACUUUGAUUUCCCUUUGCCAACCCCCUUGAACGUCUUCGAAAUGUUGGUGAUCCCAGAACAGGAAUACCCCAUGGUGUGUGUCGCCAUCAGCAAAGGCGCUGAUCCAAGCCAGGUCGUUCAGUUUGAGACGAUCAACUUGAACUCCGCUUCUUCAUGGUUUACAGAAAUUGGUGCAGGUUGCCAACAGCUGGACGCCAUCCACGUCACGCAGCUGGAGAGAGACACGGUUCUCGUGUGCUUGGACAGAUUCGUGAAAAUCGUGAAUCUGCACGGCAAGCUGAAGUCAAGCAAGAAGCUGGCCUCGGAGCUCAGUUUUGAUUUCGGCAUUGAAUCUGUCGUGUGCCUUCAGGACAGCGUGCUGGCCUUCUGGAAGCACGGCAUGCAAGGCAAGAGCUUCAAGUCCGACGAAGUAACCCAGGAGAUCUCGGAUGAAACGAGGGUGUUUCGCUUAUUGGGCUCUGACAGGGUGGUGGUGCUGGAAAGCCGGCCGACUGAUAACCCAACCGCACACAGCAAUCUUUACAUUUUGGCAGGCCACGAAAACAGUUACUAGGCAACCGCAAACCGACUUGAACUGCGAGCCAAGGAACCGGUCGCUUAAGGAAGCAGCCCUUUAAGGAAACUCGAUCCAAGUCGCCGACGCCGGCAGCCUCCUCCUCCUCCCCCCCCCCUCUUCCCUACCCCUCUCCACACACACACACACCCCACCCUUCGCUUUACCAUGUCGCCAUCCGAACGGACCCGGUUUUUAGGAUUCCUAGCCAAAUGUCAUGUGCGUCUUGCAGCUGGGAAGCAGCUGUUUUGUCACUUGCCACUAUGUGGUUGGUUAUGUCAAGUUUGCUUAAUAAAAGCUAUGAGAUAAUUAGUCCCUUUUGUUCGUUAGGCCUACAGAAACACGAAAGCCCCCGAUGCAGCCGCGGUGCCGUAUGAUUUUGGACAUGUCGUUCUUCGUGCUCUGAUUAAAAAGCCCAGGCUGCUCUUUCCUCCGCACUUCUGACAAUGCCUUCGUUUGAAUGCAGGGGGCUGAUGACAAAAUCAGGGCCGGGGGGAGGAGAAUAUUUGGGGGGCGCGACCCAUUGGGAACUUCUCCUAUGCCAGGCCCUUGCGGUUUUGUCCAGGGCCCACAAAUGACCCAUUUCAAGCGGGAGACGUUCCCAGGAGACGUGGUGGGUUUGUUUUUUAACGCAACUGUUCUCUGUGGGUUUGUAAAAUAGACUAUUUAAUCCUUAUUUAUUAAUCUGCUGCUAAGGUGGUGUGAUGUAUCUUAACUUCUAGCACAUGAAGGUUGCAGAACAGCUUCUGGUUUUGUGGGGGGUGGAGGGUGGGCUUUCCCCCCCCUUUUCUUUUUUUACAAUUGUACAAAGAGCCUGGGAUUCAUUUUGCUCUUCUCCUCUUAGAUGUAGCACAUUGUCGAAGGGAGGUGUUUAUAUAUAGGUUAUUAUGAUUAAAAAGAAAACACGACAACCCUUUUAUUCCUGUAUAAAUGCAGUUUUGUACAAGAGUAUUUUGUAUGGGUUUUGUUUGCGGAAUUUGUCAUAAAAGGGAGUUUGGCGUUUACCGAAAUGACGGGCGUGCUGUGGAUAAUAUGCAAGCUGGAUCCUAGCGAGGAAUCAGGAAACACGAUGGAAGGGUUGGCAGGAUGCGUGCAACAGGAAUAGAUUGAUGCAGAAGUGGUGGCGUGUGCUUCAGCGUGCAUCUGGAGGGCGAGCCCCCUUCACACGUCUGUCAUUUUUCAGAAGUGCUUGAGAUUGUUUGGGGAAAAGAGAGGGGGGGUUACCCAGUCCUUUGCAGAACCGUGGCCUCCUGGCCCUAUGCAGACUUCUGGGCCUGGCAGAAGUCUCACCCAAUGCUCGCCACGGCUGAUCAACCUCCGCCGAGAGCAGUGGCUGAGACCACGAGGGGCUGCCCGGUCCUUCUGGCGGGCUGCCUCUGAGCACUGUGGCCGUUCUCCCACUGGAAAAGGCCACCAGUCCUUUCCUGCGACAGGACCCCUCGCGACAAUCCUGAACCAGGAACUCAGGACGCGCCGGACUGGCUAAGCCUUCCUCAGGUCCAAUGCCCAGGGUUCAAAGGAGUUUUUAAAUGCUUUGCUCUGUUCAUGGACACGUAUUUUAUUUAUACUCUGCCAGAAGGGAAAUGGGGAAAGUGUGGG
Messenger RNA from Elgaria multicarinata webbii, 4435 nucleotides. RefSeq names its product mitogen-activated protein kinase kinase kinase kinase 5 (gene MAP4K5). Gene Ontology annotation, molecular function: MAP kinase kinase kinase kinase activity; ATP binding. Gene Ontology annotation, cellular component: cytoplasm. Lineage: Eukaryota; Metazoa; Chordata; Lepidosauria; Squamata; Anguidae. The coding region runs from base 197 to 2836 and encodes 879 amino acids. Gene Ontology annotation, biological process: intracellular signal transduction; protein phosphorylation. The transcript has 33 exons. The record is from RefSeq and is a predicted model, not a curated record.